UAUCGACACAGAUCGUCAAUUGCAACUUUUACAAUUUUUUUUGUGCAUUUUCUCUAUACUUGUGAUAUAUUAUAUUAUUUACAUAAGUUGUAUAAAAGUUAUUUUCAUAUUCCUUUGCCUACAUUACUCCCAAACCACAAGACAAGCCAGCAGAAGAAGGAAAAAUUAAAAAUAUCCAGACCAUCUGAUAAUGAAGAAUCGGCAAAAAUUCACAGUUUCAGAAAAAAGCCUUUUAAGCCAAAUCGAGAGGUUAGACAAGGAGGUGGACCGCAGGUUCCUCGAAUUAAGGGCCAAGAAGAAGAUAGCCAGCAAUCCCCUUAUCGUGAAAAAUUUGGCUUUUCUGCAAAGUUACAAUAAGGCCUUUGGAACACCCGUUCAACCAACCGGAGACGCUGAUACCUGUUUUCGUAAAUCAUUGCGAAAUUACUCCUCAUCUUUGGAUAUCAUCAAGGAACUUUAUCUGGACAGAAGCUCACUUUUAAAGGUUAAAAAGCCGAGAUCCAUCUUUACCAAGGCAUCCCAUCAUCGUUGUGAGCACCAAGAGGACUUCUCUUCAGUUAAACUAAAAAAAUUAGUUGAUCAACAGUCUUCGUCUGUUAACGAGCUUUUUUCGAAAGAAGUCACCGUAGAAAGCGAAAGUGAUAGUGAAGGCAAAGAUUUCUUCUCUCCUUUGGAAGAAUUACAACCAGAAGACGAGAGAUCCCAGGAAGCUUCUAAGGACCAUCCAGUCAGAGUACACAAGCUUCCUUUACCGGAAGAAGCGGAGCAACAGGACCAACACCUCAAUAAGUCAAUCCCCUUAGAUAUUAAGGAACCCUUACUAGAGGAACCUGAAGAAGAAAAUUUUAGUCCGAGGUUACAAGUUCCAGACAAACUGCUGAACCAAAACGAUUCCAGUUCAGAAGAAGACAAUUUAGUCAGUGCCAGGGCAGCUUUAGAAUCCAUAUACAGGAUGGCGGAGGAGUUCGCUGGCGAAGAAAUGGAAUCGGAGUUCCAGUCUGAAAUGGAAAACGAAUAUAGCGAUGACGAGCUUAAAGAUGUCGAGGAAAUGAUCCAGCAAGCUUCAGAGGAGCUUCAGAAAGUAGCAGAGGAGAACCAGGAGAUGAUGGAGACUCUGGAGGAAGGUGAUGAGGAAGAUCUUUUAAAUGUAACUGAGCCGCAUGGACCAGUAGCUGCAGAAGCUGCCGGUGAUUCCGUAUUUAAAUUCGAUCCGGCUAUUGAUGCUGCGGUGCUGAAGGAGCUGGAGGAAGCUGAGAAGCAGGCCAAAGCCACCGCUAAGGUCAUAACAGAAUUGAAAAAUCGCGUGGGCGAACUUUUGCAAAAGGAAAAAAUGACAGAAGCAGAAGCCAAGGAACUGGAGGACAAAAAUAAGGAAUUGAAAACGCAAAUGAUGUUGUUUGAGGAGAAGACCAAACGGAUCCAGGCUCUUUUGGGUCAGGCAAAUUUGUUUGAUAAAAUGGUGCCGAUUCAGCCUCCAUUGCAAACCAAACACGCCGAGGAUAUCCUGCCGAAAAUGUUGGUAUGCGGACGACAAGACGAAUACAUGCCAAAAAUCGUCUUGUGCACCGAUAACAAGGAGAGAUGCAGGUCCAGAAGCCCUUCCAAAGGAAGAAAUAAUCUUGGUCCAAUGGCCCAAAAACUAAACGAAAGUUACAACUUACAAGAGAAACUGGUAUGUGAAAAUGUCAACCUUGAAGGUACCAGAUACCAACUACAGUCGGACUUGCGCAACAAGGAUCAAACCGUCGACAGUCUUCAGCGUCAACUGUGCUGCCUGCAGAAUGAAAUGAAAAUGGUUUACCAAGAAAAUGCCGCUCUAAACGAAAAGCUACAGGCUUGUCCUAAUCCAUCAUGUCCGAAGAACUCGAGGAGCAACUCACCAACGCGGGGAGGCGGCGGUUCCUGCGGUCCUGGCAGAGGCAUUUGCCCCGCAGACGUCGAGAACCGACUGCAAGAAUACUCCAAUACCACCAACCAACUGGAAAAACAAAUUGUUGAUGUCGAACAAGAAGUGAGAAUGAUCCAACAAGAGCUGCUCGAGGUCCAAAAGGAACGGGAACACUUGGAACACCACCGAAGAAUGUUGGCGAUACCAGUUCCAUGUCCGGGCGGAAUGCCUUCUCCUUGUCCUCCGAUGUCCUCCUGCCCUUAUCCCCCACCCCCCUGUGGUUAUCCACCAUGCCCCAGACCGCCAUGUUUUAUGCGACCACCACCACCACCCUGUUGUCCCCCGGAGGCCUCAGGGGAAGAUCAGCAAUACAAAGAGCUCAAGGAGAAGUAUAGCAGAUUGCAAGAGGAUUUUAAGGCGAAGCUUACGGAGGUGGCAGGCUUGAGGGCGGACAAUGAGAAGUUGAAGGAGUUGGCGGAGAAGGCGGAGGAAACUAGGACAAAGUUGGAGUUGAAAGUGAAGGAGCUGGAGAAGAAGUUGAAGGAUCUGAGAGGGGAUGGUGAUAAAGGUGUAGGAUCUAAGGAGCAAUUGAUUGAUCUGCAGCAGCAGUUGAAGGUGCAUAAAGAACUUUACCGGCAGGCACAGGAUGAACUGGAGGAGCUGAGGGCUCUAGUGGAAGAUAUACAGGGCCAGUUAAAUGAUUAUAGAAAUAAGUAUCUGGAAGCAAUUCAAACCGUAGAAGAGCAACGGCGCCAAAUUGAGAUUAUGCGUCUAGAGAACAACAGGGUCAGUGAACAGGUAAACUUGGAGAUUGUGCGAGUUAAGAACCAGUUUCAGGAGAAGUUGCAAGAAUUGGCACCGUUGCCUGAUAUCUUAAAAGCAACCCAAGUAAAGUUACAAGAAGCCCAACAAAUGCACCUCUUAGCAGAGAGGAACAAUGAAUCCCUUGCUAGAGAGUUGCAGACGUACAAAGACAAGCUCCAAGAAUAUUUGGAUGAAAUGGCUCUGGCUGACUCAGACAAGGCGGCUGGGGCAGGCGAAAAGGAGCAAAUGGCCCAAAAGAUCAAAGAUCUGGAGCAAGCUCUAACCGAAAGCAAAAACGAAAAUGACGACUUACUUAUCGAAAUUGAUCGUACCAAGGAGUUAGCAGACGAAAACGAACGUCUGGCAAACGAAAAACUGCAUGAAAUCGCGCAACUUGAGGCGCAGCUCGAAAAUGUUCGCGAAGAGUCUGCGCGUCAGGUGGCGCGCAUCAAGGAUCGUUGCGAGAUCGUGCGCAAGUCGCAACAGAACCAGAUCAACGAUCUCGAGCGGCAACUCGCGCAGACGAAGGCUGCCGCCAAGGCUGCGGAAAAAGAUCGGGAUCAGAUCAGGGAGAAGAUGCAAGCGCAGAUUAGGAAUUUAAACGAGAACUUUGACGAUGCGCAGAUGAGAAUUAGGAAUCUUCAGGGGCACGUGAACUUUAUGAAAAACUCGUAUUUGACGCCGUCUGAGUUGAACUCUGGAGAUCGGAAGGCCGAGCCGAAGGCUGAUCCUUGUUGUUGCUCUGCGGAGUAUUAAAUUGGGUCUAACCUGCGUAUACUUGUGUCGGUUUAAUAGAAAAUAAAGUUUAACCUUUUUUUUUUCAUAAAUAAUUAAAAGUUUAUUUUUUUUACAGGUU
This is a messenger RNA of Anthonomus grandis grandis, 3548 nucleotides long. RefSeq names its product myosin-9. NCBI's taxonomy places the organism in Eukaryota, Metazoa, Arthropoda, Insecta, Coleoptera, Curculionidae. The record is from RefSeq and is a predicted model, not a curated record. Gene Ontology annotation, cellular component: centrosome. The coding region runs from base 191 to 3448 and encodes 1085 amino acids. Gene Ontology annotation, biological process: regulation of cilium assembly. The transcript is spliced from 19 exons.